Molecule: messenger RNA, 5177 nt
Organism: Monomorium pharaonis (pharaoh ant)
Lineage: Eukaryota; Metazoa; Arthropoda; Insecta; Hymenoptera; Formicidae
Gene: Src42A
Product: tyrosine-protein kinase Src42A
Exons: 6
Coding region: 1329-2855 (508 amino acids)
Biological process (GO): innate immune response; cell differentiation; cell surface receptor protein tyrosine kinase signaling pathway
Cellular component (GO): extrinsic component of cytoplasmic side of plasma membrane
Molecular function (GO): ATP binding; non-membrane spanning protein tyrosine kinase activity; signaling receptor binding
Source: RefSeq, a predicted model, not a curated record
GAGGCACGUCGCGACUGUCGCGAGUCUCUCUCGCCGCCCGCGCUGUGAUCGCGGCUUUCUUUCACGGCGAUUGUAUCGUGCGACAAGUUGCCUGUGCGUGUGAGUGCGUGCGUGCGUGCUUGCGUGCGUGCGUGCGUGCGUCGUGCGAGCGACGCGAGCGAGAACGCGAAUAGUUGGAAGGUGAAACGUCGCUGGCGUGUUCCGUCGCGACGUUCCUCGCGACGAACGCGGUGGAGGAAGUGCGGCGCGUGGAAUCGCGCGCGGACGAUGCGACGAGGACCCGCGGGGAAGACGACGACGACGAAAGGUGGACCCUGAGAGCGCGGAUAGCAACGUCGUCGUCGCCGACGCUUUGGCAGUUGGGCGUGUGUCACGUAUUAGAGGAAGGCGCGGACACGCACGUCCCUUGUGUGUGUGUGUGUGGGUGGUGUGUGGCCAGCAGCAGCGGCGCGUGCGCGCGCGCGCAAGCGAGAACGGACACGCACGGUAGGCCUUUUGACGGAUCCGUGACCGCUCGCGCUGCAAUGGCGACAGCGCCUGGCGACUCGCCUACUUUCUAAGCUCUAUCGAGGUGAGAGGCGUCGAUCGCGAGCGAACGUGCGCGCGCGCGCGCGCGUGCAUGCGUGCGUGUGUGUGUGUUUUAUCUAUCGCGCCACGUUCCUCCGCGUGCGCCACGAAUAGUCGUGGUCGUCGGGAUCGUCAGAAGGGUCGUGUCCUGACCACACGGGGUAGGACACACGGGACGCGCGUGGCGCGAUGCGACAUGUAGUCCGCGGCAGCCGGUGCAGCCGUGCAGCAGCGUCGUCCCAGUCCGGUACGUCCGGGGAAUACGCGGCACCGCCUCGCCGCCACGGCCCUCUCUCGUUCGCGCGGAUGUGAUCCUUCCGGUGGUUCGUGGCUCGCCUCAUCCUGCGAUCUGCGAUAUUCCGCGCCGCGUGCCUCCUCGAUUCAUGUUGCUCUCGGGGCACCGCGCGCAGCUGAUCUCGCUCAAUCUUCCAAGUUCCCUCCGCGUAUGUAAAUCUCUUUCUCUUUCCUCCUUACCUCGAAUAACGAACCGCGUCAACGACGACCGAUCGGAUCAACGCGCCGCGACGUGACGCGUACAUGACUCGUUCUUCCUGAUUCUUCAACGCCUACGUAUCCGGCGAACGAUCGCGAGCUCGCCUCCUCUGACACAGUGACAUAGCGGUGGUGUGCGCGUUAAAUGCGUGCUGGCGGAACGACGCCGCGUCUCAACGUGGGGACAGCAACGGCGUGAUUUGCGGACUCGUGGACUCGCGAGAGAUCGAAGGGGAUCAUCGUCGUAGACAAACGGAGACGACCGAAACAUGGGGAACUGCUUCAGCAGCCCGACGGACGUGGAGAAGGAGAAGCCGGAUCGGAUCGGCAAUCCCAGCAUCGAGGCGGUCGCGUCGCAGGUGAGCCCGGUGCCGACGCCACCGCCGGACCCGAUCAGGCCGAUCCCACAGAUCCCGGACAUGGACGUCGCGACCGCCAAGAUAUUCGUCGCACUGUACGACUAUGACGCCCGCACGGACGAGGAUCUCAGCUUCAAGAAGGGCGAGCAUCUCGAGAUCAUCAAUGAUACGCAGGGCGACUGGUGGCUGGCCAAGAGCAAGAGGACCAGGCAGGAGGGCUACAUUCCCAGCAACUAUGUCGCCAAGCUUAAGUCGAUCGAGGCGGAACCAUGGUAUUUCAGAAAGAUUAAGCGAAUCGAGGCCGAGAAGAAGUUGCUGCUGCCGGAAAAUGAUCACGGCGCGUUUCUGAUAAGAGACUCCGAGAGCCGACACAACGAUUACUCCCUUUCAGUGCGCGACGGUGAUACGGUGAAGCACUACCGUAUCCGUCAGCUGGACGAGGGCGGCUUCUUCAUUGCCAGGCGAACCACGUUCAGGAAUCUGCAGGACCUCGUAGAGCACUACAGCAAGGACGCGGACGGUCUGUGCGUCAACCUGUGCAAGCCUUGCGUACAGGUUGAGAAACCCGUAACCGAGGGCCUCAGUCAUCGCACGCGGGACCAAUGGGAGAUCGACCGUUCGUCGCUGAAAUUCCUAAGGAAGCUGGGACAGGGUCAGUUUGGCGAGGUGUGGGAAGGUUUAUGGAAUAACACUACUCCGGUGGCGAUAAAGACGCUCAAGCCGGGCACCAUGGACCCCAAGGACUUCCUCGCCGAGGCGCAAAUCAUGAAAAAACUCCGACAUGCCAAACUGAUACAAUUGUACGCUGUGUGCACGAUGGAGGAGCCGAUCUAUAUCAUUACAGAAUUGAUGAGGAAUGGCAGUUUGCUGGAAUAUUUACAAGGUACGCAAGGAAAAGGUAGAGGCCUAAAACUGCAGCAAUUGAUCGACAUGGCGGCGCAAAUAGCCGCUGGUAUGGCGUACUUGGAGUCGCAAAAUUACAUUCAUCGAGACUUGGCUGCCCGCAAUGUUCUCGUAGCGGAUGGAAAUGUCGUUAAGAUCGCGGACUUUGGCUUGGCUAGGCUCAUCAAAGAAGAUGAAUAUGAGGCUAGAAUAGGAGCGCGUUUCCCCAUUAAGUGGACCGCCCCCGAAGCCGCCAAUUACAGCAAAUUUAGUAUUAAAUCCGACGUAUGGUCGUUUGGUAUCCUCCUUACUGAAUUGGUCACAUACGGCAGAAUACCUUAUCCAGGUAUGACGAACGCCGAGGUUCUUCAUCAGGUAGAGCAUGGCUAUAGAAUGCCAUGUCCACCCGGCUGUCCUGACACUCUUUACAAUAUCAUGCUGGAAUGCUGGAACAAAGAUCCUAUGAAACGACCGACUUUCGAGACGCUUCAGUGGAAACUCGAGGACUUUUUCACUAUGGAAGGUUCCGAGUACAAGGAAGCAUCUGCGUAUUGAAUAGGGGAUUUUGAACUAUUCUUCCAUAUUGCUCCAUUAAGAGAUACGAUAAUUGUGCCGUCGUCGUUCACGAUGGCGAUCGUUAUGGUCUUCAUUGAUCUAUUUGUGACACUAGUUUUCGCGGUAUUAUUGCACGAGUACCGCAACUUUUAUACUCGAACGAUUAAUAGAUAAUAGCGUAGUUUUAUUUAACGGUAAAAUUUUUCUUUUUCCUCUUCUCUCCCUCCCCUUCUUCCCUUUCCCCUUCCCCUUUUUUGUCUAUCUUUUUUACGUUCUCGUCUUCGCACAUUCUGUCUGCCAUAAAUCUCGAAGUAUGACAUUUGUACAUUUUUAUCUAUGUAACAAACUUACAUUGGCAUUUUGAUAGCUUUACCAGGAGCGAUGACGAGAUUUUAGAUAUUGUUUUAGACCACAGUAAGGAUGUCGUACACGUAGACGUUAAAUGGCCUUUGUAAAAUCGUUUAUAAGUGUCAGUUAGCGUGAGGCAGACCUCGAUCAUCAGGGUGAUAAUUCCGGGUGAUGAUGAUGGUAGUAGUAACGAUGUAAUAUAUUUGUGUACAAUAUAAGUUGUACUUUCUGUAUUACAAUUCCCGUGCAUACUAUGAUGCGACGUGAAGGUCGAUUUCUUGGUAAAACCGAUCUGACGACGUUAGAGACGAAAAACGACGGACCAUACAAAUGCACAAAUUUAUCAUUCCUUCUUCUCAUUCGGGCGCAUGACACGAAUUAAUUAUGACGUAUCCCCCCGCGAGGCGAAUACGCGAAAGUCAUCGACGAAACGAUUUCACGCGCCCUGUGUGCAUGCAUGUGCAAAGAUCAGAGGGGAUAUAUAACCGGUCCGUCCAAGACUGUGUCCUGACGAGUGCGUCAUAUGACGUUAUAUCUUUUCGUCUAUCCCUGUCUAUCUAUUUGUGACAAAACGUGGUAAAUACUGACACAACUGCCAAUUAACGUUUUCUAAGAUACACUUGUUACUUAUAACGUGUAAGAUCACUUUGGAAGUAUACGCGUGAGAGUAUGCAUCUGUCGAGUAUAUCUGAGAAAUGUACGAAUUUGCUAUGGCGGCGAGAAAUCAGUUUACCGUCGCAUCUUUAAGUAAUAUGAGAAGAGAAUGUACAUCACGAAUUUUAUCGUAGUCUUCGUUAAUCAUCAUUCGGACAUGUUCAUGUUAUCGAAUCCGUCAUUUUUAUAUAUUUUUAUAUAUCGUGUCUCUAAUGUUUUAUUAUACUCAUUUAUCGCGACUUUUUACGUUUGCGAAUGAUUCAAAACUUGAGAAUAAUUAUCAUUACACGUAAAGAUAAGCCGAUAAUAUUAGAUAUACUUUAUAAACUAUUGACUCUAUAAUGAUAAAUGAUGUAAAAUUAUAUAGAUAUUUUAGCAAUAUUUUGAUCCAUUUAACAUAUAUACGCAAACAUGUGUACGGAAUGUGCCAAAACCAUCGCCAUUCCUUUUGUCUAUUGAUAUUUUUCUGUGACUUUAGAGUCGAUUUUUCCGAGAUCGAAAUAUUGCUGAAAAUAAGCCCCGAGGAUUUGAUGCAAAUCGUAUAAAACAUCUGAACGUACGCACAAAUGUGUGUAUACAUAUAUAGAUAUAUAAUAUUUAAAUAUAUAUAUAUAUAUAUAUGUGUGUGUGUGUGUGGGCGUGUGUGUGUAUGUGUGUGUGGUGUGUGUGUAUGUGCGUAUGUAUGCAUAUAAUAUCAGUCUAGCAUCCAUCUUCUGUUCUGAAAUCUGAGCUGUGUUAAUAGUACCAAAUUAAUCGCAAAUUUCAAAGAAAUACGUGCUUAUGGACAAUGUUAUCGUCAGACAAAUCUUUGUAAAUCUGCACGAUAAAUCUUUGCAAUACCGUUAACCCUUAGAUUAACGAUACAUCGACCAAUUUCUCAUAUGUGAAGUUUUCUAUUUCCUUCAAUUAAGUCUUGUCUUAUAUUUCUUUGAUCAAUUUUAAUAUUUAGUAAAACAAAUAUUUAUAUAAGAAAAAUAAAUAAUAAUUUUAUAUUUUAAAGCGGUGGAAUUAAUAAAAUUGCAUGCAUGAAAUCUGAGAAUUACAAAUUGUGACAGCAUUGCACUAAGAAGUAAGAUAAAAAUACUAUAUCAAUUAUAUAUAAUAAUGAACUGUAAUGCAACGAUUACGAGCACAAAACGGAUGAAAGUUUACUGGAAUUACUGUUAAUUUUUAUCCAGACAAACUCUUUCUGUAAUUAGGAGAAAAAACGAUUUCUUUAUCGAAUAAUUAUAUAAUAAGGAUCUAUGGCGAGUGAAAAAUAAAAAUACUUUAGAUGUAUAAGAAAUAAUUGAUAAAAUAAACGCAACAGUUUUGUUUAUG